UUUCCCCUUUUUCUACUUUUCUUCCUUUCAUGCUUCAGUCUUGGUCCUUCCAGUUAUCUUCUUCUUCCCUGCCUUUAUCUUAUUAUAACUCCAACUACUUGACAACUGACCGCUUUUCAUUUUUUAUUUCUUUUGAAUCAUUCAAAAGCUUUGCUAAGUUUUUGGCUGAAUGCUGAUCACUAUAUACUACUCAUAAUUCAGCUUCAGUUUCAGGAGGAGUUUUUAAGAAAUGGCUGCAUCUGAAAGGGAUGUGACACCAAUGCUAUCUUCCAUGGACUCGCCUGUUGAUGAGCAAUAUGACUCUCAGUUCAGAAGGUUUACAUCUGGGACAAGGAGUGCAUCCAUGUCUAUCCCCAUGAACUCUGUAGAUUACUAUGACAGCGAAAACAGUUUUGUAGGUUAUACUGGUCCUUUGAGAAAUGAAAAGCAAACACCUUAUGGACAGAUGAGUGGUCCUUUAUAUGUUGGUCAUAAGAACAGUAAUGUGUUUCGGCGUACACAAGGGUUGUUAGGGAACAAAACUACUGAGACUGCAGUAGAAAGAUAUCCCUCAUUGAAUGGCGUGGACCAGAAUGUUCGGUCAGAUAAAGACCAUGCUGGGAAAAAUGACCAUCUUCUGAAGUCCGGGCAACUGGGAAUGUGCCAUGAUCCUUACUGCACAACAUGCCCAAGCUACUACCGUGUUAAAGGGCCACAGGCGAAGUCCAAAUCAUCUGAGUCAUUGGAACAAAAGUUCCAUAAUAUGCUCCGUGGAGAUGCAACAGGCUGGGCAAAGAAAAUUUCAUCUUUCAUCUGUUCUUAUAUUCCGCCGGUAAUGAAUCCUCAUGCAAAAGUUGUUCAGCGGUGGAACAAGUUCUUCGCAAUUUCUUGCUUGUUUGCCAUUUUCCUGGAUCCAUUGUUCUUCUUUCUGCUACAUGUGCAGCAGGAUAACAAGUGUAUAGUACUCAACUGGCCCAUGACUACUACGAUGGUGGUUUUCAGGAGUAUGACUGAUUUGAUUUACUUAAUUCACAUGCUUCUUCAGUUCAGGCUUGCGUAUGUUGCUCCUGAAUCCAGAGUGGUGGGAGCUGGAGAUCUAGUUGACCAUCCAAAAAAGAUAGCGAUUCAUUAUCUCUCUGGAUACUUCAUUAUUGACUUCUUUGUAGUAUUGCCACUCCCUCAAAUCAUCAUAUUGUUGAUCUUACCAGCUUCCCUCGCAUCAAGUGGUGCAAAUUAUGCAAAGAACCUUCUGCGGGUAGUAAUCCUGGUUCAGUACAUUCCAAGGUUGUUUAGAUUUCUACCUUUGUUGGCGGGUCAGUCACCAAGCGGCUUUGUUUUUGAGACAGCUUGGGCAAAUUUUGUUAUAAAUCUUCUAAUAUUUGUGUUGGCUAGCCAUGUGGUGGGAUCAUGCUGGUAUCUCUUUGGCUUGCAGAGGGUGAAUCAGUGUCUUCGAGAUGCCUGUCAUGACUCUGGAGUUCCGGGGUGUAUGAAUUUCAUAGAUUGUGGCCAUGGUAAUGAUUAUAGUAAGUUCACUUCAGAUCCAACAUCACUGGAUCAUUGGAAUCAUUGGAAGAGCAAUGACAAUGCAACUGCUUGUUUUAGUGGUGAUAAUUUCUCCUUUGGAAUCUACCAGCAAGCUGUAAACCUUACCACAAAAGAGAGCAUUGUCACUAGAUAUACAUACGCGCUGUUUUGGGGUUUCCAGCAAAUAAGUACGCUGGCUGGGAAUCUAAUUCCGAGUUAUUUUGUUUGGGAAGUUCUUUUCACAAUGGCCAUCAUAGGAAUGGGUCUUCUGUUAUUUGCUUUGCUUAUUGGAAAUAUGCAGAACUUUCUCCAGUCUCUCGGUCGCAGGAGGUUAGAAAUGUCUCUUAGACGUCGUGAUGUUGAGCAGUGGAUGAGCCAUCGGCGCUUGCCAGUGGAACUGAGAAGGCAAGUUCGAGAAGCAGAACGUUAUAAUUGGGCUGCUACCAGAGGUGUGAAUGAAGAAAUGCUGUUGGAGAAUCUUCCUGAAGAUCUCCAGAGGGCAAUACGGCGUCAUCUCUUUGAAUUUGUCAAGAAAGUCCGCAUAUUCACCCUUAUGGAGGAGCCCAUCUUAGAUGCCAUCUGUGAGAGGCUAAGGCAAAAAACUUAUAUAAAAGGAAGCAAAAUUUUGUACCGUGGUGGCCUUGUUGAUAAAAUGGUCUUUAUAGUCCGGGGGAAGAUAGUGAACAUUGGAGAGGAUGGAAGCUCAGUGCCCUUAUCUGAAGGCGAUGUUAGUGGUGAAGAACUUCUUACUUGGUGCCUUGAGCAUUCUUCUGUAAAUAAAGAUGGAAGAAAGCUCAGCAUUCCAGGACCCAAUACGGUGAGCAAUAGGGAAGUAACAUGCUUAACAAAUGUGGAGGCUUUCAUUUUGAGAGCUGCAGAUCUUCAAGAAGUCACUACCAUGUUUUCAAGAUUCUUAAGAAACCCACGUGUUCAAGGUGCUAUAAGGUAUCAAUCUCCUUACUGGCGGGGCCUCGCUGUGAGGCGCAUUCAAGUUGCAUGGAGGUAUUGGAAGAAGCGACAAAGUCGUGCAGACUCCUUUAGCCCGGAACAUUAUCAUACCUCAAGACACUGACCAUUAACUUUUCUACUGUAUGUUUAUGUUUUAUUGCAUAACUACAGAAAAGGGAGGGUACCCAAAAUUGGAAAAAAAAAAAAGGAUUGUAUGUUUGUAGCCUUGUAGGGCGAUUUAGCUAGUCAACUGCACCAAUCUAGGUGUUUGUAACAUUGCUAGCAUUCUUUGUAGUAUAUGAAAGUAAUAUCAAUUGAAUCAGAAUCUGCAGUAGAAGAAGGUGCAGCUAUUACAGACUCGAAUGUUAAAGAAGAACCUGUUGUCAGAA
This is a messenger RNA of Coffea eugenioides, 2840 nucleotides long. Its product is annotated as probable cyclic nucleotide-gated ion channel 20, chloroplastic. Gene Ontology annotation, cellular component: membrane. Gene Ontology annotation, biological process: transmembrane transport; monoatomic ion transport. NCBI's taxonomy places the organism in Eukaryota, Viridiplantae, Streptophyta, Magnoliopsida, Gentianales, Rubiaceae. The coding region runs from base 230 to 2575 and encodes 781 amino acids. Gene Ontology annotation, molecular function: monoatomic ion channel activity. The record is from RefSeq and is a predicted model, not a curated record. The transcript is spliced from 13 exons.